This is a messenger RNA of Mauremys mutica (yellowpond turtle), 1140 nucleotides long. Its product is annotated as scavenger receptor cysteine-rich type 1 protein M130-like. Lineage: Eukaryota; Metazoa; Chordata; Testudines; Geoemydidae. Bases 262 to 900 code for a protein of 212 amino acids. The transcript is spliced from 4 exons. The record is from RefSeq and is a predicted model, not a curated record. Gene Ontology annotation, cellular component: membrane.
AGCAGUUGCCAUGGGGUGCAGAGUCUUGCCAGGAGGUUCAUUUCAUACCUCCCUGGGCUCUGCACAGGAGCCUCCUCACACUCCUUCCUGUACUCGCAAGUCUGGCACAUCAUGUGUCUCAUGCAGGAAACCAGCAGCUGCAGCUUUGGCCAGCCUGAGAAAUGAAACCCACAGAUUGGAGAAGCCCAGAACCAGGCUCUCCCUUCCCCACUGAGCAAUCCUCACUGGGGGGCCACACAGCUCACAGUGAGGGCUCUGGAGAUGGUCGCCAGGGGUUACGGGACUGGGAACACAGCGCUGCUCACCCUGCUGGGCUGGCUCGGGGGUUUGACCAUUUCAGAGCAAGCUCAGCUCCGACUGGUGAAUGGCUCGAGUCACUGUGCUGGGAGAGUCGAGGUGCUUCACAACCAGCAGUGGGGAAGCGUGUGUGAUGUUGACUGGGACCUAAACGAUGCUGGAGUUGUGUGCAGGCAGCUGGGUUGUGGGACGGCAUUGUUAGCCCCAGAGGGGGCUGAGUUUGGAGAAGGGUCUGACCCCAUCUGGCUGGCUGAGGUUAACUGCACAGGGAGAGAAGCUGCCCUCACGGAAUGCUGGAGUGGGCCUUGGGGAGUGCAUGACUGUAGCCACAGAGAAGAUGCCAGUGUUGUGUGCUCAGGGCCUGCUAUGUCCCUUGAAGUCUGGCUUCUCCGCUCUGCCCUGGUUCUGCUCCUGCUGGUGUCUGCCCCGAUCAUCACCUGCAUCCUGAAGAAAGGAGCCCCCACCCUCCCUGAGCCCCUGAGGACUGGCAGUGGCAGCAAGGAACAGCCUGGAGAGGACCCAGCGAUGGGAGAGGAGUCGGUUAUAUACGCCAAUGUCUCAAAUUUUGAGAGCACCCACGGACCUCAGAGAGAGAUGUACUGACUAGGAUGAUGCCAGCAAGAUAGAGCUGCGGGGGAGCCUGGCCUGGAUUGGGGAGAUGGAAGCUUCACCUCCUAGCCUCCAAACGUUCCACCCUCCCUGUCUCUUGCACUAGUGCCUGUGAGGGGCACGUGCUGGACAGCUGUGACUAUCCUUCGGGGUGGGGAGGGCUGUGCUAGCAGCAGAUAUCCUGACUGUCGUUUAAUGGCAGGGCAUGUUCUGAACAGGACUUAUUUUAAAUAA